Anisakis simplex (herring worm) is the source of this 291-nucleotide messenger RNA. NCBI's taxonomy places the organism in Eukaryota, Metazoa, Nematoda, Chromadorea, Rhabditida, Anisakidae. The record is from the annotation of a GenBank genome assembly.
UUGAAUAGCAGUACGGGUGUCAAAUGCGUUUCUCAACUGACCACUUGGGCCUACUGUGCAGCAGAUGCGAACGACAAUAUCAAAUGCUGUCAAAAGAAAGGAGUUUCCGCAGAUUGUCUGAGUUUUUGCAAGGGUGAUGUACCCACUUGUGACCUUCAAAGUAUAUUCUCAUAUCAACCGUGUUUGAACGAUAUCCAAACAAUUAUUCAAUGUCAUGUCGACAAUCUGAGUGCAAUUCCAAGGUACGAUCCUGAAUGGAGUGCACGUUGUGAAUGGGAUGGAAGCGACUGA